AUGGGCAUCAGUCGCCUGGAUUCAAACAGCUGCAGGAGGGAGGUGUGCUACCUGCACCAGCACCUGCGCAGCUGUUUCGGCGUCUCCCGCCGGACACCAUGGGGUUUAGCCGCACAUGCGCAGUCAGUCUGGUCGGGACGCCGCUCGGCCCCGCCCUCACAGACGUCGAGUUCCGAGAGCCUCUGGCGUAGGGACGCUCACGCGCGGAGUACUGCGCAGGCGCACUCAGGGUCCCUUAGCAGACCUAGCGCCUUUUCCUCUCGCCCGAGUGGCUUCUGGUUUGCCAAGUGCUGUUGGGCCCGGCAGGUGCUGAAAAUCUGGGGUCGUGGACCCCGGCCAAGACUCAGCAGCACGGAGGUGCCGGGUGUCGCCGAGGGCGCAGGGCCGGGCUCCGCAGGCGGCGUGCCCUGCCCAGCGGCCCCCGCCCCUGCUGCAGCCGCGGCCCUGGCUGCAGCCCCGGUCGCGGCCCCAGCUUCUCAGUUCACCCUGCUGGUGAUGCACCCCUGUGGCGGGCAGGACGAGGCCUCUGCGGAAGGCGUCUUGCGGCAGGCCCCGCUCCCGGCGGGCAGCCUCGGGCUGGGACAGCAGGUUGGGUACCCAUGUGAAGUGGCAGGGGAUGCCGAGGAGGACGCAGGGGAGGAUGAAGCGGACCUGUUGGACACUUCGGACCCCCCAGGGGGAGGCGAGAGCACAGCCAGCUUGGAGGAUCUGGAGGACGAGGAGACACAUUCAGGGGGCGAGGGCGGCAGCGGGGGAGCCCGGAGACGGGGCAAUGGCGGGGGCAGCAUGAGCAAGACCUGCACCUAUGAGGGCUGCAACGAGACCACGAGCCAGGUGGCCAAACAGCGGAAGCCGUGGAUGUGCAAGAAGCACCGCAACAAGAUGUACAAGGACAAGUACAAAAAGAAGAAGAGCGACCAGGCCCUGAAUUGUGGUGGGGCCGCCUCAUCUGGCAACACGGGCAACGUCAAACUGGAGGAGAGUCCAGACAAUAUACUUUCCAUUGUCAAACAAAGAACAGGAUCUUUUGGGGAUCGUCCUGCAAGACCUACUCUUUUAGAACAAGUGUUAAAUCAGAAAAGACUGUCAUUACUAAGAAGUCCAGAAGUAGUGCAGUUUUUACAGAAACAGCAGCAACUAUUAAAUCAGCAAGUUUUGGAGCAAAGACAGCAGCAAUUUCCAGGAGCAUCAAUCUGAGGAGACUCACCAGGAACCUCAACAUGUUUUUCUCUUACUGUAAUAGAUGAACAUAUUUUUAUACUAAAGAUAAUUGGGGAAAACUUUGAAAAGGCAAAGCUACCAAUAAAAAUAACAAUUCAAAUAUCAAGAUACCUUAGAAUAAUAAAUGUAUAUGUCUCAAGAUGAACUUGCAAAAAUUGGUUAGUUUCUUGUUUUUUUAACUCUGAAAUAUAUAUCAUGUUAAAGUUAGUCAUAGCUGUUCUAAGAAGUACUUAUGGGGAGAAUGUUUUUCUUCAUUUUAUGUAUGUUUUUUAUUUACAUAUCUGCAGAAACACUUUUGCCAAAAUUAUUUCAUUAAAGUUAAGUUGUUGACCUUUCA
Sciurus carolinensis (gray squirrel) is the source of this 1558-nucleotide messenger RNA. It is a transcript of the gene Rfxap, whose product is annotated as regulatory factor X associated protein. Gene Ontology annotation, cellular component: nucleus. Gene Ontology annotation, biological process: regulation of transcription by RNA polymerase II. Lineage: Eukaryota; Metazoa; Chordata; Mammalia; Rodentia; Sciuridae. The record is from RefSeq and is a predicted model, not a curated record. The transcript is spliced from 5 exons. The coding region runs from base 1 to 1197 and encodes 398 amino acids.